AUGGCCGACGCAAUCAAGUUACCCAACGGUGACGUCUUCCAACUUACGGUUCCAUAUACCGCUAGGGAAGCUAAUGGCGUUACUGCUCUUGUCGUCAUCUCAUGCUUCUCACUGGUCGCAGUUGUCGGACUGCUCGGCGCCAUUGUGCUCUCGGCCUUCAACACGAGGAGCUGGAAGGACCAGAACCUCUUUGUUCGGACUCAUGUCGCCGCAUACUUCAUAUCGUUACUCCUGUGCGACUUCUUUCAAGCGGUUGGUUCCAUUCUCGGCGCGACCUGGAUUCGACAGAUGGGUGUGCACUAUGGGAGCACCUGUGUUGCGCAAGGUGUGCUGAAGCAUCUGUCCGAUGUUGGAUCCGCCGUAUGGACACUUGUGAUUGCUACUAACACAUUCUGUCUCCUGUUUCUGGAGAUAAAGCUACGGCACUUCGUACUAUGGUCCACACUUAUUGCGGGGUGGUUUGGUAUUGGUGCAAUUGUCAUCGCUGGACCUGCAUCUUUGAAUACAGUAAAAAAGGGACCUUUUCACGCCAUCUCUGGUUAUUGGUGCUGGAUAUCUCCUGAAUAUCCAGCGGAACGUAUAACACUGGACUAUAUGUUCAUGUUUACCUCUGCAGUGCUGAGUUUUGUGAUCUACACUCUCAUCUAUUUACGACUUCGGGGGAACCUCAUUGUGAACGGUUGGCACCUUCGCUUUCGCAAGCUCGCACGCGACAGCGGCGGUGAUUGGAGAGGUCGAGUUGCCGAUAGCCACACGAUGCGUAUUUCUAAGCAGAUGCUUCUUGUGUGGGCCGGAGUCAAGGUUCCAUUUGAGGUGACAAUAUUCAGUGGAUCGGUAUUCCUUCUAUCAGGGAUAGUCAACGUGAUCUUAUUCUCCACGACGCGACGGAUUCUGCCACCCCAAUCAUUGUCAGUGGGCAAAUGGAGAAUAUCCCAACCUAGACCCCUUACGCCCCCUCCUGUCCAAGCGGGGGUUGAUCCAUAUUAUCAAGAAUCGGAUGCUCGUUCCGAAUCGACCAAGGUUAGCAGUGUUGAUGAGAAGAAGCUCCCGGAGACGCCAACGUCAGUAUCCCGGCACCCCGAUUCUUCAUGCGACUCGGGCGGUUCGGUGUACUCUCUCGACGCAGAUCCCCCUGUGCCACCCCUGAAGGUGGUGAAGGCUAAGGACACCACGCGUACCGCCCCACCAGAGGUCCAAAUUCCUGAGGCGAAUAGGGCUAGCAUUGGUCUUGAAAGUAUAUAUAACAGGUAUGGAUCACCGCAGCGUUCCGGCGAGGCGAGUGGUUCGUGGAGUUCGCCGCAUUCAGCUGCAAGCGAUUAUGGCGAACCGUCGAACCAGUAUGGUUCAAGUUCACGACGAGCCUCGCAAGCAUCACAGUGGACUUUGGAUUAUGGAGACCCUUACGGUGGUAUCAUUCCUGAAGACCAUCCGCGGUAA
This is a messenger RNA of Pleurotus ostreatus (oyster mushroom), 1437 nucleotides long. RefSeq lists its product as uncharacterized. Lineage: Eukaryota; Fungi; Basidiomycota; Agaricomycetes; Agaricales; Pleurotaceae. Gene Ontology annotation, molecular function: G protein-coupled receptor activity. Gene Ontology annotation, cellular component: plasma membrane. The record is from RefSeq and is a predicted model, not a curated record. Gene Ontology annotation, biological process: adenylate cyclase-activating G protein-coupled receptor signaling pathway. The transcript is spliced from 11 exons. Bases 1 to 1437 code for a protein of 478 amino acids.